Molecule: messenger RNA, 1170 nt
Organism: Cercocebus atys (sooty mangabey)
Lineage: Eukaryota; Metazoa; Chordata; Mammalia; Primates; Cercopithecidae
Gene: MEI4
Product: meiosis-specific 4 homolog (S. cerevisiae)
Exons: 4
Coding region: 1-1170 (389 amino acids)
Biological process (GO): DNA recombination; homologous chromosome pairing at meiosis; spermatogenesis
Cellular component (GO): lateral element
Source: RefSeq, a predicted model, not a curated record
AUGGAUGUUCAAAAAUGGUAUUUGAGAACUUCAAAGCUGGCUCUGGCCUUGGCAAUUAUCCGCUCAAAACCAGCAGACAAAAGCAGCAGAGAAUACACAGAGCACCUUGCCAUGUUGCUGUCUGAGGAGGAGUCAAAAUGGAGAUCAAAAGUUGAAGUCUUGGAAGCUGAAGUUAUGCAAUUACGUCAAAAACUUCUUGUGGGCAGGCUUUGUUCAGCAUCCUUAAAGAGUGGAAACCUAUCUUCCCAGUUGGAGGCUCAGGAACCUAAGAGUUCUGAAAGUACAUUAACUUCGAUGGAAGAUUCUGGAUGUGAUUUGUCAAAUGAGCAGAGAACUGAAUCCUCAGACCUGUCCCAGCACUUUGUAGAAAGCUGUACCCCCACUCACUUUCCACCACUGCCUCUUGUGAAAAGACCUUGUGCUAUCCUGCAAAAUCCUUUGUCUUCUCACAUGCAAUUCUUGCAAUAUCUUCUUGAAUUAAAGAACUUGACAGAAUCAGGUCAUCUUAAAAGAGACUUAACCCACUUUGAAAAAGACUCUUCCACAGUCUCCGAUUCUGUUUUUCAGUUGCUGGAUGGCCUGAUCACUUUUUACCGUAAUCCCAAACUUCCUUUUUCAAGAUUUUGGACAGAAGCUGUUGGUACUUUAGCUAGUCUGAUCAGUGACUGUAACUUAUCUAGUCAUAUUCUUAAAAAGUGUUCCAAGAAGUUGGAAGAAUUUGAGAAAACCCUACUACAUGCUAUUUUAGGAAACAAUCAUAUAAAUCGGUUUCAGGUGCAGCGUUAUGUCUCUCAGAGUCUGGUAACCCUGGGAAGCUGCCGCUUGUUGAGAAAAUCUAUUAUAUCUCUGCUUCUAUCAGAAGUAAAUGGCUUUGCCGAUGAUCUGGGAGCCAUCAAUCAGGAGCAAGCGAGUUAUGAUGUGUCACGCUAUGAAAAUAUUUUCUACCUGUUCUGGGUUCUGGAGCAGCUUCUUCAAAAGGAAACCAAAGAAGGCAACACUUCAAGUAUAGGUCAUGAUGACCAAGAAAUCAAGAAAUUUCUUCAGAAGCAUGAUGAAACUAUUUUCCAACUUUCUGAUGCAUUUCCUUUGUUUACUAUUUAUUUAUGGAGAGUGGGCAUUCUUUUGAACUCAGCACAGAUAGAAUCUCUUAAAAAUAACUCCAUUCCUUAG